Molecule: messenger RNA, 1777 nt
Organism: Chara braunii
Lineage: Eukaryota; Viridiplantae; Streptophyta; Charophyceae; Charales; Characeae
Source: the annotation of a GenBank genome assembly
CGCGACGAUCUGUGUGACUUGCCACAAGUCGUGCGCAGUGAUUGAAGUCUGUCUGAUUCUCGGACCUUGUGUUGGUGGUGCACCUUCUGAGGGGCAUACGUACACGUACACAUACGACCUUUUUUUUACAUAUUUUUGGACGGAAAUGCGCCCGGAUAUAUCCAGGUAUGGCCGUGAAUGCGGUCAGAUACAUUCGAGAUAGUGCUACCGUAGUGUGAGUACGCCCUGAGAAAAUACGAAAAAAAAAGACAAAAAAGAGCAAUGAAAAAGAAGGACAUGGUGUCGAGCGCUCUCUCGCACGGGACUGAUUUCGACUGGAACGCCGUCGCACACUGAAGAGGGCAUCGUACUCAUGCCAAUACCUUGUUGGCAGUACUGAUUUCCACUGGUUUCUGGACGUAAUUGCCGCCAGAUACACGGCGUGUGAUUGGAAAAUCCUACCCUGUGCGAGAAGGAUCGGAUCGGUCUGAUCUACAUCCAAAUGCUGGCUGUGUCGCACGAUUAUUUCAUUUCUCAAUCGAUAUCGUCGCUGGCUGUCGCACAAUGAUUGCAAACGAUACUAUCGCUGUCACGCAGUGAUUGCAAACGAUAUUGCUGUCGCUCAAUGAUUACCACUGCCGCACAGUGAUUACAGCUGCUGUCGCACAAUCAUUUAUCGCUGUCGCACAAUGAUUUUGAACGAUAUCGCUGUCGCUCACUGCUGAUCUCGAGCGUUGCUACAGAACGGAUUGGACGGCUGGGUGGGUGUUAGGAGGGGAAGGCCGGGGGGGGGGUGGUGUGUGGGGUGGGGGAGGAGAGCUGUUGCGUGCUUGGUAAAGGAGGAAGGGUUCCAUUUUCUUUUUUUUUGUUCUCUUUUUUUUUUUUUUUGAUUUUGUUUUUCUUGUCAUCAUCGUCGUUGGAAUAGAAGCGAGCUGAGCUGAGGGUUUGACGUCGUUCCUUCGAGUGAUUAUACUGUAAAAUUGUAAUUACGUGAUAGGUUGCUUCUGUUCUCUCCUUAUUUUUUUUCGCUUUUCUCCCUUUUUUUCCCCCCUGAAAAUAAAAAAAUAAAUUGUUUUGUGUGUCGUCCUUGUCGCUUACUGAAGUGAGCCAUCAACCAAUCCAUCAGCCAAUCAAUCGAUCAGUCAGUCAAUAAAAAGUCAAUCUGUCAAUAAAAAAUCAAUCUUCCACGAUGUCGAAGUGGGUGCAGAGGACGAUCAUCUUGCCGCCUUUCCGGCGCGGGUGCCAUCUGGUCACAAACCAUAUUAAAAAGGAGAUCGAAGCCGACCUCUCGCCUUUCAAAUGUGGAAUAGCCCACUUGUUCUUGCAGCACACCAGCGCUUCGAUAACAGUUAACGAGAACUAUGACUGUGAUGUACUCAAGGAUGUGGAAACAUUUCUGAGCACAACAGUGCCUGAGGGAAGGAGCGCACCGUGGCGGCACACAAUGGAAGCGGGGUUCGGGGGUGGUCUUCGGGAGAUGAGAAAGAAGCUGUGGGAGAAGACGAGGGUGAGCAUAGAGAGGGCGAAGGCGGCAGCGCUGCUGGAACAUUCGCUCGUGGCUGGUAGCGCUAGGUGCCCGGGCAAGAAAGAAGCUGUGGGAGAAGACGAGGGUGAGCAUAGAGAGGGCGAAGGCGGCAGCNAACAUUCGCUCGUGGCUGGUAGCGCUAGGUGCCCGGGCAAGAAAGAAGCUGUGGGAGAAGACGAGGGUGAGCAUAGAGAGGGCGAAGGCGGCAGCACUGCUGGAGCAUUCGCUCGUGGCUGGUAGCACUAGGUGGUCUCCGGGAGAUGAGAAAGAAGC